AUGCAAAACAAAGCACGCCUGGAGCUCGCCGACUACGAAGCGGAGAGCUUAGCCAGGCUACAGAGAGCCUUCGCCAGGAAAUGGGAGUUCAUUUUUAUGCAAGCAGAAGCACAAGCAAAGGUGGACAAGAAAAGAGACAAAAUCGAGCGUAAGAUUCUCGACAGCCAGGAGCGAGCUUUCUGGGACGUGCACAGACCAGUGCCCGGAUGUGUCAACACAACAGAAGUCGACAUUAAGAAGUCCUCCAGAAUGAAAAACCCUCACAAAACCAGAAAGUCAGUGUACGGGCUGCAGAACGACAUCCGCACCCACAGCCCCACCCACACCCCCGCCCCCGAGGCCAAGCAGCCCACAGAGGAGGAGCUGCAGGAACAGAUAACCUUUUGGCAAUUGCAAUUAGACCGGCAUCGACUGAAAAUGUCCAAAGUGGCGGAGAGUUUAAUUGGCUACACAGAGCAGUACCUUGAAUAUGACCCGUUCCUCACGCCUCCUGAUCCGUCCAACCCCUGGAUCACAGACGACACCACACUAUGGGAGCUGGAAGCCAGUAAGGAGCCAGGACAGCAGAGGGUAAAGCGAUGGGCCUUUGGUAUCGAUGAAGUGCUGAAGGAUCCCAUCGGGAGGGAGCAGUUUCUCAAAUUCUUGGAGUCGGAGUUCAGCUCAGAGAAUCUCAGGUUCUGGUUAGCAGUCCAAGAGCUAAAGAAGCGUCCAAUCAGAGAGGUCCCCACGCGGGUGCAGGAGAUCUGGCAGGAGUUCUUGGCCCCAGGGGCCCCCAGCGCCAUAAAUGUGGACUCCAAGAGCUAUGACAAGACCACCCAGAAUGUCAAAGACCCCGGACGGUACGCCUUCGAGGACGCACAGGAGCAUAUCUACAAAUUGAUGAAGAGUGAUUCUUACAGUCGUUUCAUUCGUUCCAGUGCCUACCAGGAGCUAUUACAAGCCAAGAAGAAGAAAAGUAAGAACUUGUUCUGA
This is a messenger RNA of Knipowitschia caucasica, 972 nucleotides long. NCBI's taxonomy places the organism in Eukaryota, Metazoa, Chordata, Actinopteri, Gobiiformes, Gobiidae. The record is from the annotation of a GenBank genome assembly.